Bursaphelenchus xylophilus (pine wood nematode) is the source of this 1816-nucleotide messenger RNA. The record is from the annotation of a GenBank genome assembly. NCBI's taxonomy places the organism in Eukaryota, Metazoa, Nematoda, Chromadorea, Rhabditida, Aphelenchoididae.
AUGAAUCGACUUCUGACUCGAACUUGCUCCCUUAUCAACUGCCGGCGUCCAAAUGCAACAAAGGUAAGGCUACGGUAGUUGUCUUACUGUAAUAAACGUUCUUCUCGCUCUAUCUCAUUUUGCAUGGAUUUCUUUGCGUUUUUUAUCGUAGGAUUACGGUAACUAAAAUGAAAUUGAAAAAUUAAACUAGCAAUAAAAUUAAAUGAGGAUUUGAAAAAGUUACAGUCUCGAUUUUACUUCCUUUUGAUUACGUGGCAAUCGCAUAAACGCCUCCAAAGCAUAAACCAACUCUUCCUUCUGAUGAUGACAUAGCCGAUUGAUCAUCCCACUCGAAAUUCGCUGAAAAAAGUCUGGUUUGUCCUUUUCUUCCUUGAUUUCCUUGAAAUUUUUGCAGUGAUUUCAUUGAUGGGAAUUGGUUUUGGCGGGAAGAAAUAUCGCAACAUUUGAAAUCAGCACGAUAACAAAUAAAAAGCAGUACAAGUCUAACAUAAAUUAAAUAGAUAAAGACUGUCCAUUUACAGACUGAUCCCCUCUUCCGCCUCUAUAAAUACGCUUCGACCACUCCGAUUGCUCCUAAAGUGUUGAUUACUGGAGGAUUGGGACAAUUGGGAAAGAGUUUGGCUUUGGUUUUGCAGUAAGUUUAUGGUCAGAGAAAGCUAAUUAAUGGUUAGGGCCAUAUAUGGGCACGACAGUGUGAUCGUGACAGAUAUUGGAAAACGGCCAGAGUAUUUGAAAGCGGUACCCUUCUGUUAUUUGAAUAUUCUGGACAAGAAUUCGAUAGAAGAGGUAAUUGUGAAUAACAACAUUGAUACUGUUGUUCAUUUCUCGGCUCUUCUAAGUGCAGUUGGAGAAAACAACGUCCCUCUGGCAUUGCAGGUUAAUUCCCAAGGAGUUCAACAUGUUCUGGAAGUCUGCAGGUGAGUAAUGCGAAAGAAUUCUUAUGUUGUUUUAGAGCCCACAGUCUGAAAGUGUUUAUCCCGAGCACAAUUGGAGCCUUUGGGCCCACGACUCCUCGGGAUUUGACCCCUGAUCUCACUGUUCAACGGCCUAGAACUAUUUAUGGAGUAACCAAAGUAUACGCCGAAUUGUUAGGAGAAUAUUACUUUGAGCGCUUCGGAUUGGACUUCAGAUCUCUCAGGUUCCCUGGAAUCAUCUCAGCCAUCCAGCCCGGAGGUGGAACUACUGGUAAGCAAUCUAAAUGAUAGUUAAUAUGAUCGUAUGUAGUUACUUGAUCCUUUCAUUUUGUCAUCAUUGAAUCUAAUCCGACGUUGUUUUUUACAGAUUAUGCAAUUCAAAUCUUUUUUGACGCUUUAACGACCGGUAAGCAUGUUUGUUAUCUGAAGCCGGACACCAUGUUACCCAUGAUGUAUGACACUGAUUGCACGGCUUCUGUUAUCCAGGUAAUAACCAGUUAAAAGAAGGUGAAUUUAAAACAAUUUCAGAUGCUUGCCGCUCCGUCUCAAUCUCUGUCCAUGAGGACUUACAAUGUGACUGGGUUCUCGUUUACCCCAGAAGACAUCGCCACUGAGAUACGUCGUUAUAUACCUCAUUUCCAAAUUGAAUACAAUCCCUGCCCCAUCAGGCAGAAGAUUGGUAAGUUCAAAGUUUUUCUUUGAUUUUUUUGAGUGUUUUUGGAUAGAUUAAUUUAAUUUUAGCUGAUUCUUGGCCCCGUUCCCUGGACGAUUCCCUCGCAAAGGAAGAUUGGGGAUGGAAUCCGGAACAUAAUCUGGCCACAACUACCAGAUUGAUGUUGGAAUUGGUCGAAGAGAAGUUGGGGAAGACCCCCAAAAACACUCCCAUCCAAGCCCAUUUGUAA